ACAAAAUGCUAGCUUCAGAAUUUUGCUAGUCUCCAAUUGCACAAUUUGUGUUGAUACAGGUCAAGGUAGUUAUCAUGUCAUUGCCAUUGCUGUCUUUCCAGAAUCGACAUGACAAAUGCCACCAAGAGUCGCGCUGUCGGUCUGACCCUCGCUACCGGCCUAGCAGGGUCAUCAUCACCGACAGUGUGGCUGUGGAGAUGCUGAGGAAAUUCAUAACGCAGCAAGACAUCUACAGACAUGCCGAGGAUUACGUACUGUGCAAGGACACACUGUAUGUGGAGAGCUUUAACAACGCUUGUCUGCAAUAUGUAGACAAGCGUAUUGUGUUUGGUACCAUGAACUACACAACCAGGAUGGGCCUGGCCAUAUUGGACUGGAAUGAGAAUGUGGAUCGGGAAGCGACCUCUGUCUACAGCAGACAAACUGUGGCCAAUCCUCGGCAGAGGGCAGGCAGCAAGAACCUAAAGGCCAAGACGUACCGGUUCGUGCAGGAGAUCCAGAAGUGCUUCCUGGACACAGUGCGCUCCAGGAAUGGUCUGCCCGAGCCCCCCCGUCGGCAUCCUGCACAGGAAGAUGACGAGAACAUCCGUGACAGUGACUCAGGCACCGACUGUUCCUCGGAUGAGGACUAG
This is a messenger RNA of Branchiostoma belcheri (Belcher's lancelet), 632 nucleotides long. RefSeq lists its product as uncharacterized. Lineage: Eukaryota; Metazoa; Chordata; Leptocardii; Amphioxiformes; Branchiostomatidae. Bases 75 to 632 code for a protein of 185 amino acids. The record is from RefSeq and is a predicted model, not a curated record. The transcript has 3 exons.